UACUUUGAUCUAAUAUAACCACAUGAUGCAUACAAAGGAUGUAUCGGUAAAUAGUACAAGGAUUCCAUUGGUUUGGGGUUCCUCAAGUCUAAAGCAAACUUUUGCCGCACUCCAAAAAGGAAACUUUACAAGAGUGGUGGGUACUGGUUGGUACUCAGUUACUCAAUACACAACGACAGCAACCAGCCAAGCUCUGUUUCCACAAGCCAUGGCUCUCAAGAUCUGUGUCCUUCUAACCAUCACCUUAUGCUCACUCUUCUUCCGUCCUACCAAUUCCAUUGACUUCAAUUUCCCAGCAAUUUUCAACUUCGGCGAUUCGAAUUCCGACACGGGCGGCCUUGUUGCCGGGGUUGGAGACCGCCUCGACCCUCCAAACGGGCAGAUUCACUUCCAAAAACCAUCCGGAAGGUUCUGCGAUGGCCGCCUCAUCGUAGAUUUUUUGAUGGAUGCAAUGGACAUGCCAUUUCUGAACCCAUAUUUGGAUUCAAUCGGGCUGCCUAGUUUCCGAAAAGGGUGCAACUUCGCAGCAGCAGGGUCUACCAUUCUUCCACCGACUGGAUCGUCUGCAUUCCCAUUUUCAUUUGGGAUUCAGGUGGCUCAGUUUUUAAGAUUCAAGGCUCGGGUGCUCGAACUGCUCAAAAACAAGAAACUUGACAGGUACUUGCCUGCAGCAGAUUAUUUUGCAAAGGGGCUUUACAUGUUUGACAUAGGCCAGAAUGAUCUCGCUGGUGCCUUUUACUCCAAGCCAUUGGAUCAAAUUCUUGCUUCGAUUCCAACAAUUUUAGCAGAAUUUGAAGCUGGAAUUAAUAAAUUAUAUGACCAAGGGGCAAGGAAUUUCUGGCUUCACAAUACGGGUCCGCUCGGAUGUUUGGCUCAGAAUGUUGCGAAUUUCGGAAGCGAUCCAUCAACGCUCGAUGAACUAGGAUGUGUGAGCUCCCAUAACCAAGCCGCAAGGCUUCUCAAUCUGCAGCUCCAUGCGCUGUGUAAGAAAUUGCAAAGCCAAUACUCAGAUGCGAAUGUCACAUAUGUUGACAUAUUCACAAUCAAGUCUAACCUCAUCAUGAACUAUUCUCGUUACGGAUUUGAACAACCGAUAAUGGCAUGCUGUGGCUACGGAGGAUUGCCAUUGAACUACGACAAUAUAGUACGCUGUGGCCAAACGAAAGUCGUGAAUGGGAGUUCGGUCACGGCCAAAGGGUGCAGCGAUAGCACUGAGUACGUGAAUUGGGACGGGAUUCAUUACACUGAAGCUGCAAACCAGUACGUGUCCUCACAAAUUCUCACUGGAAAAUACUCUGACCCGUCUUUCUCUGAUCAGAUGCCUUUCCUUCUUAAGCUCAAGUUCUAAAAUAUUAUGUAACCGUUAUACGCAAAAUUUGAUUGAUUUAUUCUUUACACAAAUUUUUAGUCUCGGAAAAAAGGUCUCAUAAAUGGAUUUGGUGCAAUUGAUCCAAAAAAUAGUAAUAAUGGAGUUGAUGCAAGUGAAGUUUGAAUUCAGGGAUGCAGCUUCUUUGGUAAUUUCUUCACUUCUUUAUUGUCAACACUCGAGGCGUGAGUGGUGAUGCUCGGGCGUGCUAGGAUCGAAUUGCAAUCCACAUUUGAUAUUGGUGUGGAUGUUGUUAUCUGACUAUUAAUGUAACGAAAUUAUGUGA
Molecule: messenger RNA, 1652 nt
Organism: Rhododendron vialii
Lineage: Eukaryota; Viridiplantae; Streptophyta; Magnoliopsida; Ericales; Ericaceae
Product: GDSL esterase/lipase At1g54790
Exons: 5
Coding region: 23-1348 (441 amino acids)
Molecular function (GO): hydrolase activity, acting on ester bonds
Source: RefSeq, a predicted model, not a curated record